Messenger RNA from Drosophila obscura, 816 nucleotides. RefSeq names its product cytochrome c1-like. NCBI's taxonomy places the organism in Eukaryota, Metazoa, Arthropoda, Insecta, Diptera, Drosophilidae. The transcript is spliced from 3 exons. Bases 1 to 816 code for a protein of 271 amino acids. The record is from RefSeq and is a predicted model, not a curated record.
AUGGCGUCCAGCGUUGACUUCCCCUUCCUGAAGCCGUAUUGGCCCGGGGAGAGACCGCCAGCCGCUUCGAUGGCUGCACUCAGCCUCGUUGCAACCACCUUCUCGAAGACCUUCCCGAUGGUGUCCAGCAGACAGAUGGGCCUAAGGCAUGCAGAGGAGACGGCGCCGGAGGCACGGGAGCCAGCGACAGCGGCAGCGGGAUCACACGCAGCAGCGGAGGCACCGGCUGCGACGGCGGCCGGGAAGCCGGCGGCAGCGACGGAGACGCCGACAGAGGCACCGACACCGGCAGCGGCAGCGACGGAGGAACCGGCAGCGACAGCGUCGAAAGAACCGGCAGCGGACACGGAAACAGCGACGCCCGCAACGCGGCCACCAGCCGAGGCCAUACGGAGGAGCCAUAUGGAACAGCAGCACAGCCGGCGAGCAGCAGCAGAGGCGCGACGCGAGGAGGAGCGGCGACGCGGGGAGGAGCGGCGACGCGAGGAGGAGGCCCGAAGGAAGGCAGCAGAGAAGGCGCAAAGGGAGGCGGCGCUGAACAAGGUCAUAAUGCGGGAGGCACGGGACGCCCUGCAGCGGCAGAUGGAGGCUGCGCGGCGUGAAGCCGAAGCCCACGAGGGGAACGAGAAGGAGGCUCCGCCUCCUCCGAGGUUCUUACAGGGAUGCGGAAUACACCAUGAUGUCGUCCAUGUAUACGAGGCAACAUUUCCCCAACAGCUCCCCGAAAAGGUUAUUCAUCACUCUCUGGAACGUCGCUGGGGCAUUACUGAGCCCAAACGGCAUCCUCACGUAUUCGAAGUGACCCCCUUCCGCUGA